Molecule: messenger RNA, 4523 nt
Organism: Linepithema humile (Argentine ant)
Lineage: Eukaryota; Metazoa; Arthropoda; Insecta; Hymenoptera; Formicidae
Product: titin homolog
Source: RefSeq, a predicted model, not a curated record
UUUGAUAUUUCGUGAAAUUAUGUUAAUGUCAAAGUGAUGAUCAAUGAUAAACAUUGAUAAAUGACAAUUCUAUAUUCAGGUCAAUCGCACAGCGAUAAUAUGCUUGCAUUUCGUAAUAUCGCGAAACUUGAAUAAAUGAUCGCUGUUUAGUUGCACGAAUUCACCCGGCAUAAGGGGGUAAAGGGAACGUAACACCUGCGUGUUUACCCGCUGAAACAGCCCCGACCUGCUCGCGGCGGAACCGACCGCGACAGUUGCUCGCUGCGUCGGCAUGACGAAGGAUCGUUCCCUCGCACAGGGGCCCAGAAUUGAUCCAAAUGUCCUCGCGCACACCGAGUGUUCGUUCUAUCGUCGUCGUACUCAGUGUCGCCAUCGUGCGCAGCUAAUUCCGAGUGAUUCGAGUGUCCUCGUGAUGCGGGUGUUGCUCAAAAACUAUGAGAAGCCAAAAAGAAUGGGAAUACGUUCGUCUCCUGAGCGCAGAUUGCAUUAUUCGGAUUUAUCCAUUUUUUCUAACAAAUGUUUAAAAUUGUUCGAGUCGCUAUUAUCAAAUUAGAACUGUUACGAUUUUAUUUUACGAACCGAGCGCAGCUUGAACAUUCAUCUCGCCGUAAAUUUGAAUCGAUUGUGUAUCGACUAUCUCUCGGUAUGCUCGAUCGCCUCUGAGCUCUUUGACUUUUGAAUGACGCGCAGUAUGGCACCGCUUUACGACAAUCACGAUUAUUAUAAGAGGAUGUUUGAGCUUCAGGAAAAACUGCGAAAGAGUGAGGAGGACAGAAUACGAUUGGAAGAGCGAUUCAAUGUGCUCGUGCGAGAGUCUCGUAAUAGACACGACACUUGUAUAAAUCGAAUGCGCACGAGGUACAUACAAUAUUUGGAAGAGCAACGCACAAGGGAUGAGAGGAAUCAUAAGCUCCUUGCAGCGUUGGACAAGGUCAUGAACAAACUCGCACUGAUAAGUGCAAAAAAAGACAGACUCAAUGUUCUCAGAAAACAGUACGAGGCUUAUUUAGUUCGCGUUUACGCUAAUCGACGGCCGCCUAACAGCGUCACCGGGGACAGUGGCAUCGCCAGUCAGAAGGAGGAUAGAUAUACGAGGAAGACCGUCGCGCACCCGGAUUUAGCGGAAACAAGGAGUGUUUCGUCACCGCGAGUGCAUCCAGGAUCGACUGCUCAAGCGAGCCAGCCAAGGUCUACCUCCGCGCCCAAAUUCCACGAUCAGAUUAUCGUAAACGGCGUCCCAUUAAAUAAUCCUCCAUUCUUAUCGACUGCGUCGCCGGGUGCAUCCCUCGGCGUCAAUUAUCAUCACACGAAUAUUCUGCAAGCGCCGCAUGUCUACGCCACGCCGAUCGCUCAGCAAACCAGCGAGCAAUUCGUCCAUCAGAUGCCAGUGAUUUCCGCGCCGGACACUCGUCAGUACUUGCAAACGAUUUCCGGUUACGAUGGAAGCGCGCCUCACAACCUCCAAGGUAUCCCGAAUCUUCGCGUUCCGGCCGCGCCGGUUUUGCCGUCCGCGGACCAGAUUCAACCCGGCGCCGUUCCCGUCAAUCGAUUCUUCAGGGAGCACGUAGAAUUGGCGCAAGCCGCGUCCGGCCUGCCGGCCACGACGCGAUUUCCCGCCGGAGACGCGACGCCGUAUGCGGAAGUGUCGCGGAACGAGCCCGUUCCACCGCAGUUCAACCCCUUGUUUCCGUAUCACAACGCCAAUAUAUUGCUGUCCAGUCCGCAAUCGCGGAUGCGAGAGUACGACCCGUCGGCCAUGGGGCCCACUUCGGCGACCGCAAAGUCGAGCACGUAUCGGGUAGGCCCCGACGUGAACGUCAAUCGAAUCGAUCCGCUGCCCGGAUACAUGGACUACACCCUGGCGAAUCCGCAGAAGUCCGAGGACGAAGGAUCCACGCAUUCGCUCACGAGCGACGACGUGGACGACCUGAUCAAGCGCAACGAGCGUCUGCUGUGGAAGGACGCGAGAAGUCCGCGCUGGUCGCCAAGCGCUUUGGACAUAAAUAACGCUAAUCUGGACGAGAACGGCAGGACGACGGCGAUACUGGAGAACGAGUUGGAUCGAUACAUCAGUAACAUCCGCAAGCUCCAUCGGGAACACGGUGUACCGAGCCUGGAGGAGCUGGACCAUGAGCAGAAUACCAGCGGCGAUCUGCUGAACGUCACCCUGUCGGAAGACGCGUUGGACCUUCCGGCGGAAGAGCGCGCGAAGAAAGAGCGCGUUCCCGAAGAGAUGGGCAGGAUUCUAGCGCUGGCCAGCGAUCUCGCGUCCAGAACGGCGAAUCUGAAGGACGUAGCGCGAGAUGUGACCGUGAAAGAUGGCGGAUCACUCGCGGAAGUCGAGGACGAAAUUAGACAUCGCCAGACGACGGGUAGCGAUGCGCCCAAGGACAAACGCGAGGCUGAAGGACGCGGAACUUCGGCGAGGGACGAAAUUAGAGAGGACGUUGCGACACGCUCGCCGGAAUUAGAGCAACCGCGCGGAAACGCGAAGAUUGCGACAGAGGACUGGAAUAAAGCGGACGAGACGCGAGAGCGCGAUCGGGAAGCGUCUAUUACGAGGAAAGACGACGCGAAAGAUGAAGCGACCGCGUCGUUAAAUAAUAAAUUACAUGUCGACGAACAGAAGAACGCGCCGCAGGAGGGACGAUUGAAUCUUUUCACCGGCAAGGAAUCAUACAUCGAGGAUGUGUUUAACGUCACCGAGGAACUCGCGCCGUGGGAUAUCGCGAGUGUACAGAAGAAAGUUGUAGAAUUAUAUCUGGAUGCCUCAAAUAAAGAUCCAGCGGCAGGAGCGGAAAAGGCAGCUAAUGAGGAGGACGAGGAAAUUGCAAACGAAGUGCACAGCUCGCCGCAGCUCGCCGAGCAAAGCGGCGCGGAUGGUGAAGCGGACGACGCACGUCUCCCGCAGGAUGCGGAAAUAGACACGAAAGGAUCGAACGAAGCGAAUGAGGAUAUCGAAAAAGUAUCCAUUGAGAUUGCAAAUCAAGAUAAAACCAACGAAUCAAAAAUCGCGUCUCAGGCGGAUGAGAAUACGAAUGAAAAUGACAGCAAAAACGAUGAAAUGGCGGAACUACGCACUGAUGAUCAACAUAGAGAUAUCGCAAAGGACGACGAAUAUAAUGUCGAGCAAGGAUACGUCGAGGAUCCGAGCCAAGCGCAGCAGUACGGACAAGAUCCGAACGAGGAAUAUCAAUAUGAGCAGAACGUACCGUACGAAGGCGCCGGUAACGAGGAAUACUCGAGGUACGCUGGUCAAGGAUACGCUCAGGAGGGUCAGGAAUACGUCGAGUACGUGGACGGCCAGUACGAGCAGUAUCAAGAAGAUCCUAAUAAUCAGCAAUACCAACACGAUCCCAACGCGCAGUACGAGCAGCAGGACCCGAAUCAAGCAUACGACUACAACUAUGACCCGAAUCAAGCAUACGCGGGCGAUCAGCAAUAUGAUCCCAAUCAAGGAUACGCGAACGAUCCUAAUAAUCAGGCGUAUGAUUACAUCGAGCAGGUUCCUUACGAUCCUAACCAGACGUACGAUAACGCGUACGAGCAGGAGUACAAAGAACAGCGCGGUCCUGAGGAUUACCUUAACGAAGGUCGCGAAGAGAAACCGGAAACGGAAGAGGCCUCGCUGAGCCAGGCGAAUCCAGAGUCGGAACACAAAUCGGACGGAGACGAAGACAAGCCGCAGCAAGGAGACGCCGUCGACGAAGCGAAUGAGCCGAAGAAGAAGAAGAACGUGAUUAAGUCCUUGCUAGACUCCGACACGGAUACGACGAUCGAGAGAAACGUGUCGAACACGGAGAGUGAUUUCGAUUUUAAUUAACAUGUGCAAUUAAAUUUGAUCUAGAUGAAGGUAAACUGUUAGGAUAUUCGGUUGAUAGGACAAAUUGAUCGAAGAAUAUGAUUAACUCUUGAUUGAUUUUGAUCUUGUUUUAUCGAAUUUUGAUAUGAAUUUCAGGGAGUCGAGAGAAAUAUGGUUUUAGAUGGAAUAUGUGAUGUGUCAGUGUUGAGAGAAGCAUUAAAUUAGAUGUAGAUAGAAAUAAAUUAGAGCAAGCCCGCCAGUAAAACAGAUGUGAGUUGAAAAAGGUCGUGAUUGAAUCUUUACUGAAUUUUAAGGUGGACCUCACAUUUAGUCGAAAGAACCGUCUGGAAUAUGGACAAGAAAUUUUAAUUUUAAUUAGAAUUUUAAUUAAAGUCCGUGCGAGUUGUAGCGGACGACGAGAGUGAUUAAUUUUGCUGGGGUUCCACUCGGAACUUGCCAUCGUAAACAUCAUAUUUACCAAUGUAGGUAUAGAAUAAAAUGGUAAAAACAAGGUAUAAUGGAAAGUACAUAUUAUUUCGUGGACACUUCAUUACUUAUAUUGAGCAGCAUAAUUGGAAUAAUCAAAUCACCAUAUAUGAAUGCGCACAUAAUUGCGAAAAGAUUCAUCUUCAUUAAAAAGAACAUGCUUGGAUACAAUAUAUUAUAAAAAUUCAUUAUUAUUAAAAAUGUAAUGUCUGGAAAAACAUAAGAGAAAGUUUGC